Messenger RNA from Entamoeba nuttalli P19, 1014 nucleotides. Its product is annotated as ribose-phosphate pyrophosphokinase, putative. The record is from RefSeq and is a predicted model, not a curated record. The coding region runs from base 1 to 1014 and encodes 337 amino acids. The transcript has a single exon. Gene Ontology annotation, molecular function: magnesium ion binding; ribose phosphate diphosphokinase activity. Gene Ontology annotation, cellular component: ribose phosphate diphosphokinase complex; cytoplasm. NCBI's taxonomy places the organism in Eukaryota, Evosea, Mastigamoebida, Endamoebidae. Gene Ontology annotation, biological process: 5-phosphoribose 1-diphosphate biosynthetic process; purine nucleotide biosynthetic process.
AUGUCAAACUAUCUUAAUCUCCCAUUGAUUGUACAUACGAAAAGAAGUAAGUACUUUGCUGAUCUUUUAGCUGAAAAGCUUAGAUAUCCAGUUCUUCCUGUUAUCCGAAAACAAUUUUCUGAUGGAGAGUUAUAUUAUAAAUUUACAAUUCAAAAUAAAACAUCAUUAAUUGGAAAAGAUGUUUUAAUUGUUUGUUCAAUGGUUGAUGAUCAAGAACUGUUAGAAUUAAUUCGUCUUGGACUUGAACUUUCUGAAUUAGGAACAAGAAGAAGAGUGUUUGUUAUUCCCUAUUUAUUAUAUCAAACAAUGAAUAGAGCUUCGUUACCAGGAGAAGUAGUUACUUGUAAGUCAACAGUAAGAAUGCUUUCAAGUAUUUCUACAUGUGGAUUAGGUAAUUUGUAUUUGUUAUUAGAUCUUCAUACAAGUGGUAUUAUUCAUUAUUUUGAAAAAACUCAAGCAAUGGAAUUAUAUGCUCAAAAACCUUUGUAUAAUGCUAUUGCUAAAGAAGUUGAUUUUCAAAAUGAAGAUGUAGUCUUUGGUACAACAGAUUUAGGAAGACCAAAAUGGGUAGAAACAUAUUCAAAUCUUUUUGGAGUUGGAAUUGUUUUAUGUAGAGCUCCAAGAGAACUUAAUGAAAAUUCACCAGAAAUUAUGAAAGAACCUAUUGGCGAAUGUAAAGGAAAACAUGUAGUAUUAUAUGAUGACAUUAUUCGUUCAGGAAAAACUGCAAUUGCUGCAGCAGAAAAUUAUUUAAGACAUGGAGCAACAAAGGUUACGUGUGUUAUUUCUCAUUUUGCUGUUACAAAAGAAUCAAUUAUUCAAAGGUUAGAACAAAGUCCUAUAGAUAAAAUUAUUAUUACUAAUUCUCAUAUUAAUUCACAAUUACCUGCUGUAAAACUUUGUAAAAAAAUUAGAAUUGUAGAUGUUAGUUGUGUGUUUGUUGAACAAAUUGUCUCUAUCUAUGGUUCCGUUGGUCCAAAAACUUCUUCUCCAUUUGUUUUUGCUCUUGAUUAA